Molecule: messenger RNA, 1563 nt
Organism: Penicillium verrucosum
Lineage: Eukaryota; Fungi; Ascomycota; Eurotiomycetes; Eurotiales; Aspergillaceae
Product: F-box domain protein
Exons: 4
Coding region: 1-1563 (520 amino acids)
Molecular function (GO): protein binding
Source: RefSeq, a predicted model, not a curated record
AUGGACUCAAACACCCAAGCUAUUCUCACAGGCUUUAUGGCUCUCCGCGACAACUCAAGCCGGCGAGCAGCGCUCAAUGAAAUCCUUGAUAACCUAAGUCCUUAUGAGAUACGAGAAGUGAAACGCCGAUUCGAAACGAUGACAUUCCAAUAUGACUUACUCGGCAAACUGCCUCUUGAACUGGUGGUUAUGUUGGUAAAGUACUUGGACCUAGCUGAUCUUGUUCUCCUUCGAAGAGUCUCCAAACGAUGGCAAGUACUGCUCUCUUCACCUAUCGUCGUCGCCACUACAAUCAGAUAUCACAUGGGAAACAGUGUCAUCCAGCCCGACUUUACCCCGGCUAAUUUGAAUGCGUUGAUUAAAAAACGAAUUCGAGUGGAAAGGGGCUUGCCUGCUGUCGUGGUGAAAGUCCCUUAUGACGCGUCUCCCGAUAUAGACGCCGCGCCAAACAGAGACGCUAUAAGUUGUUCUAAUGGAGUAUGCGCGUGGAUUGAAGAAUCCACAGGUCGGACGACUAUCUACAUGGUAAACCUACCAACCGGCGAAAACAGAACCCUGACAACGGCAAAUCGAGAAGAAUUUACUCAUGUCCAGGUCUCGGAUACUCUGAUCUCAGCAACUUCUGUUCGGGGGUAUUGUCAUGUCUGGAACAUGCAUAACCAACAGUACAAAUCCUUCCGCAUUCCUUCGUUGCGAUUUGGUCAUUACAUAUCUAUCGGAUCUAAAGUCAUGCUGAGCUACGUGGAUUCCGUAGUCCACUUCUGCUUUAACUCUGGAGUCACCCGUUCCAUCCAAAUCGGGCCGCUCAUUCUUUUGCUGUCAUUGCAUGCAGAGGAGGAUGGAUUCUCCGUCGUUUGCGUCCGCAGAAAAGAUGGCGACAAUAUUCAACUACGGGCUAGCUUAUUCUGGGAAGCGCAUCAUUUGCAGACCCGGAAGUUCUUUGUCCAUGAUAAUACGUUUAUCUGUAUCUGGGAGCAAUAUCAAGAGCUUCCUUUCAGACACGACGAAGUAUGGGUCACACCAGAAGACACCAUACCAAAAUACAGAGCGUGUCUGCAUCCUGGUCAAAGUUCUACUUUGCUGGGAAAUUGUACGACUGAAAAUUACAGGAGGGCAUUCUAUUCUACCGAUGAUCCUCCUCUGCGAGAUGAGGGUAAGCUUGGUUCACUUUUUCUUUCACUCGAGGCAGAUGACCGGAUUAUUGCGCAUUUCCACGCUCUACAGCCGAACUUCAGGGGUCCUCACAUCAACCUAGACUAUUCAGCCCAAGGUCGUGGCCUGAUUUAUUGUUUUGAGAACUCCCACCUCCCAGGAACAACAAUAUUGCGCAUUGGCUUUGAAUUUUCAGGUCCUUCCCUUGUCCGCGAUGCUAAAACGUGUCGAUUCGAGUCCUCACACAGUGUGGUUUUUCCAUAUGAGCAGUUUUGCACCUCGGCUUUGGGGAACGGGGACUUUGUUAUAUUUUUCGCGGAAGAGACAAUCUGGAUCUGGUGCUUUGAUGAGACAUGGCGUCCUUCUGGUCUCCCUGAUAUGGUGAUUGCAACUGGCUUAUUUGAUAGGUAG